CCACCAACCACCCCCUCCUCAGCUCCACCCCGUCCAGCGGGUGGGGCGGCGGCGCGGCUGCCGGCGGCGCGGCUGCCGGCGGCGGCGCGGCGACCGGCGGCUGCGGCGGCAUCGGGCGGGCUGCUGCGCCUUCGGACAAGGUGGAAGGGGAGGGCGGCUGGAGCGGCGCCCACGCUGGAUUUGGCGCCGCGCCGCCGGGUGCGACAGACGGCGGCGGCGGCUGGUUCAGGGCUGGCGCGGCGGGCGGUGCGGUGUGCGGGAUGGGAGGCGGCGAAGUGUUCGCCUGCCCCCGCGCCACCGCCUUGCCAGUGCACCCUGCGGAGGUGCCGCGUGGCGCGCCGUUUGUUGCGCUGCCGGGCGCGCCGGGGGGGGCGGAGGGCGGUGUCGGGAUGAGGCCGCAGGGGGCGGUGGAGGAGGCCAGCUACGCCGCCGGAGAGGGCAGCUUGCAGCCCGCAACUGCGGUGUGCCCGCAGAUGGGUCUGCCGAUGGCGGUUGCUCCGUCGAUGGGGGCGGCGACCGCGCCGGCAGCGUACCCGGGCGCGCGCGCCGCGAUGGGCGACCCGCGGAUGGGAGGGGUGCAGCAGCAGGCGCUCUUCCGGCCGAUGGCGGUGGGGAUGCAGUGGCCGGUGGGGAUGGAGGCGAUGGGACUCCUGCCGGACCGGCAGCCCGCCGAGGAGUCGGCGGGCAGGAAGGCGAAGAAGUGGGCGUGCAUGGAGUGCCACAAGGCAAAGGCGGCUUGCGAGGGCGAUCCCUGCCGCCGCUGCGUGCGGCUCGGCAAAAAGUGCGUGCCGCAGGAGCGGCCGCCGCCCGGGAAGCGACGGCGAAACAAUCGAGGCGCGCCCACAGGCCCAGUUGUCGUCGUUCAGCCGCGGGACAGAUUCGCGCAGGCACCGGGACCGGUUCCGGUGUUGGCAGGGCCGCCGAUGGUUGGGCUGCCGAUCGGGGCGGUCCCCGGUGUUGGCAAGCCUGUUGGGUAUUCUGCGCCGGCCUGAGGGUCUCACAAGUCAUGUAUGCAUCAUCCAUCAUGUGCAUGUGUAUGUUGAUUGCUGUGCAGGUAUAAAGUCUCUUCUCUCUCUGAAACAUUGUGUAUUGAUGUUA
Molecule: messenger RNA, 1098 nt
Organism: Emiliania huxleyi CCMP1516
Lineage: Eukaryota; Haptophyta; Isochrysidales; Noelaerhabdaceae
Exons: 4
Coding region: 261-992 (243 amino acids)
Biological process (GO): regulation of DNA-templated transcription
Molecular function (GO): zinc ion binding; DNA-binding transcription factor activity, RNA polymerase II-specific
Source: RefSeq, a predicted model, not a curated record